AAAACGGCAAACCCCACACCAACGUCAAUUCGAUCAAGGAUUAUUUUGUCGCAUCUGAAUCUGAGCCAGCCCGCCCACCAACAAUCCCUUCAUCACGCCCUCUCAACCUCCUCUACUACUCCCUACAGUGGUCAAUUGGGCUCGCUCCCUAUCGGAAUCAUGCUGUCCGCUACCUCUUCCGCCCUGCGCACCAGCGCUCGCCGCGUUGCCCCCCGUGCCGCCGCUGUCUCAACCCUCGUUGCGCCCGUGCCCAAGAUCUCCCUCGGCCGAAGCUUCAAUGUCGCACAGGCUCGAUGCCUCUCUUCUACCGGCCGUUUGUCCUACGCUAUCCAGACCAACCCCAACCCUCCUCUGGGUAUGAAGAAUGCCUCCAACGAUUCUCCCUCAAGAAUUGGCCUCAUUGGAGCUCGUGGCUACACUGGUCAGGCUCUUAUCGAUCUUCUGAACGAGCACCCCAUGAUGGAUCUUCGACACGUUUCUUCCCGUGAACUUCAGGGACAAGAGUUGAAGGGCUACAGCAAGCGCAAGAUCAUCUAUGAGAGUCUGUCUCCUGAGGAGGUUGCUCAGCUGGACAAGGAUGGCAAGGUCGAUGCCUGGAUUCUGGCGCUCCCCAAUGCUGUCUGCCAGCCCUUCGUUGAGGCUCUGGGCAACAGCAAGAGCUUGAUUGUCGAUCUUUCCGCCGAUUACCGUUUCGACGAGGACCAGAAGACAUGGAAGUAUGGUCUUUGCGAGCUUCAGCCCAGAAGCCAGCUUGCCACAGCUACAAGAAUCUCCAACCCUGGCUGCUAUGCUACUGGCUCUCAGCUUGCUUUGGCUCCUAUUGUUGAGCACCUCGGUGGUAUUCCUAGCAUUUUCGGUGUCAGUGGUUACAGCGGAGCUGGUACCAAGCCUUCUCCCAAGAACGACACCAACAACCUCAAGGACAACUUAUUGCCUUACUCCCUCACAGGCCACAUCCACGAGCGAGAAAUUAGCCAUCACCUUGGUACACCCGCUGCUUUCAUGCCCCAUGUCGCCUCUUGGUUCCGCGGUAUUCACCUGACCGUCAACAUUCCCCUGAACAAGGAGAUGACAUCUCGUGAUAUUCGCCAGAUCUACCAGGACCGAUAUGCCGGCGAGAAGCUCGUCAAGGUUGUCGGUGAAGCUCCUGUUGUCAAGGCCAUCCAGGACAAGCACCACGUUGAGAUUGGUGGCUUUGCUGUCGACAGCACCGGCAAGCGUGUCGUCGUAUGCGCCACCAUCGACAACCUCCACAAGGGUGCCGCCACACAAUGCCUGCAGAACAUGAACCUCGCUCUCGGAUACGACGAAUACCAGGGAAUCCCCAUCUAAGCCACCAACACCACGGCGUAUUAGUCGCUCCGAUAUCCACCAUAGAGAACAAGUUCAACACACCACAGAGCAAGGGACGCGCCAAUUCCAAAGCGGUCCAAGCAAAGCAUCACAUAUCUGUACCGAACUCCAACCAUCAUACCGCUAUACCAGUUGCGGAGGAGAGGAAAGCAAGCAUAUUUAGAACAUGUCACGUCUGGGGAAGAAGACAUUUUUUUUGUUAUGAUACAAAUACAAUUCUAGAUAGAGGCUGAAAGAUUAAUAACAGCUACCUUUCCUGAA
This is a messenger RNA of Fusarium oxysporum Fo47, 1614 nucleotides long. Its product is annotated as NAGSA dehydrogenase family protein. Bases 160 to 1332 code for a protein of 390 amino acids. Gene Ontology annotation, molecular function: NADP+ binding; N-acetyl-gamma-glutamyl-phosphate reductase (NADP+) activity; NAD binding. The transcript is spliced from 7 exons. Gene Ontology annotation, biological process: L-arginine biosynthetic process. The record is from RefSeq and is a predicted model, not a curated record. NCBI's taxonomy places the organism in Eukaryota, Fungi, Ascomycota, Sordariomycetes, Hypocreales, Nectriaceae.